AUGGCAUCACGUUCCGUCCAACGGAUGACGACUCUCUCCGAGGAGAUCGCAGCCAAGACUAAGAUUAUCACCGACCAUCUCACCGCUAAAGGCCUGGAUGCUGCGUCAUUCGAUGUCGACGGACUUGUCGAAUUUCCCAUCUCGCAGGAUGAUGAAGAGCCAUACAAAGCUCGAUUAGACCUUAUAGCUCUUACCAAGGAGCUGCAUGACAUUGCUCUCGGCCCAAAGGAAAACCUGAGGUACUUGGCUUGGGAUUGUGUCAACACUCUAUCCCUUCAAUCAGUAUGGGAAUUCAAGAUUGCCGAUGCUGUCCCUCUCGAUGGCACCAUCUCGUAUGAGGAUCUCACGGCAAAAGUGAGAGAGAUGAACAAUGGGCUCAACAUCUCGCUGCUCGAUCUACGCCGUCUCAUCCGCCACGCAAUGACAAAUCACAUCUUCGUAGAGCCUAAAAAGGGUUUCGUGGCUCACUCACGCACUUCGCAGCUCAUCCGAGAAGAUGCUCCUCUGCGCAACUGGGUUGGCUUCAUGUGCAAUGACCUGUGGCUACCAGUUGCCAACGUCAUCCCGGCGAUGAAGAAGUGGCCCGCGAGCGAAGAGUCGACAGAGACUGGUGUCAACCUUGCAUAUAAGCAGGAUCUUCCUUGGUUCGACUUUAUUCAGCAGGAUGCAGUGUUUUCCCGGAGAUAUAACCUGGCUAUGCAAGCCCAUGGCAGCGGAGAGGGCUACUCCAUGCAAUCGGUGAUUGAAGGAUAUCCAUGGGGCAAGCUCCCUCAAGAUGCCACCGUGGUUGAUAUGGGCGGUAACCAAGGCUACAUCUCCUUCGCCAUCUCAGAAGCCUUCCCGAAUCUCACUUUCAUCGUCCAAGAUACUCCAGGCAUGCGCACCCCGGAAACUAUCGGCAAGGUCCCCCAACAUCUCCAAUCAAAAGUCGAGCUCACCACCCACGAUUUCUUCACACCGCAGCCCAUUGUCGCAGCCGCUUACUUCUUCCGCAUGAUCUUCCACGGUUUUUCAGAUAAAUAUUGUUUACAGAUUCUUCGGGCGCUGAUCCCUUCGUUGAGAAAAGGAGCAAAGGUCAUCAUCAACGACGGAGCGUUACCGGAGCCUGGUACGGUUGGAUAUAUCGAGGAAAAGACCAUGAGGACUCUGGACCUCUUUAUGCAAGUCACUGUGAAUGCCAGGGAAAGGGAGCCGGAUGAUUGGAGAGAAUUGUUUGCACGGGCAGAUGAGCGGUUCAAGGUCAACGGUAUAUGGAAGCCGGAGAAGUCGAGGAUGUGGUUCGUCGAAGCCGAGUGGACUGGGGAGUGA
Messenger RNA from Trichoderma virens Gv29-8, 1308 nucleotides. RefSeq lists its product as uncharacterized. The transcript has 3 exons. The record is from RefSeq and is a predicted model, not a curated record. Lineage: Eukaryota; Fungi; Ascomycota; Sordariomycetes; Hypocreales; Hypocreaceae. Bases 1 to 1308 code for a protein of 435 amino acids. Gene Ontology annotation, molecular function: O-methyltransferase activity.